Molecule: messenger RNA, 1327 nt
Organism: Bactrocera dorsalis (oriental fruit fly)
Lineage: Eukaryota; Metazoa; Arthropoda; Insecta; Diptera; Tephritidae
Product: calcyphosin-like protein
Exons: 5
Coding region: 251-895 (214 amino acids)
Molecular function (GO): calcium ion binding
Source: RefSeq, a predicted model, not a curated record
UACCAACCGGGCAAUCGCGUAGUCAUUUGCUCAGUUUCUUUUGCUCGAUUGUCGCGUGUAUAGCUUUGACAUGUGCAUAUAUGAAAAGUGCAACGGAAAAAAUAUUACUUGUUUGUGCUGAGUAAAAAACUGUUGCGGUAAAAGAGGAAAUUAAUUAAAUAACAGUAUUAAUAAGCGUGUAAUUAAAUUUCAUUGCUAUCAGUGGUAGCUUCCACAUUCUAAUAAGAAGAACAAAUACGUCAAACAAAAAAUGAGUGGCCGUGACGACUUCUUUUCCAAAGAGGCUUCACUCAUCAACCGCUCCAAGCGGGAGCUGGCGGACGGACGUGAAAAGGAUCCAAUCUACAAAUUGCGCUUGCAAUGCUUCAGUCGUGGCGCAACCGGCAUACUCGGAUUAGCCAGAACCUUCCGGAAUAUGGAUGACGAUGGCAGCAAGGCGUUGAAUUUCGAAGAGUUCAGUAAGGGAAUCAAAGAAACUGGUUUAGAAUGCACGGAGAGUGAAAUAAAGGACAUGUUUGACAAAUUUGAUGAAGAUAACAACGGCUCGAUUAAUAUGACGGAGUUUUUGCUAAAAUUGCGGCCACCAAUGCCGCAGUCACGCUUGGAUAUCAUCGACAAGGCAUUUAAAAAGAUCGAUCGCACCGGUGACGGUCAAAUCACCAUUGAAGAUUUGAAGAACGUCUACUCCGUGAAGGAUCAUCCCAAAUAUUUGAGCGGUGAAAUGACCGAGAACGAGAUCCUCACACAAUUCCUCAACAACUUCGAGGGCGGACGUGGCAACUGUGAUGGCAAAGUGUCGAAGGAGGAAUUUGUUAAUUAUUAUGCAACAAUUAGCGCUUCAAUUGAUAAUGAUGCCUACUUCGAUUUGGUGAUGCGACGCGCUUAUAAACUGUAAAUGUAAUCCAACGUAGGAGUAACAAAAACGCGCUGCCAUAACCAUAAAAGCAAGAUUUGUUGCAAGCACAACAAAAACGUCAACGUAGCAACUGACAGCAGCUGGCAUUUUUAAAGCUAAUAACAACAACAACAAUUAAUUAAAUAAUAAAAAAAAAAUUAAUAAAUGGAAAUACUAACCAGGUGUUGAGUCCUGACUGUGUGUGCGUGCAAUCUUUUAAUACAGUUAACAAAAUUUUAGCUAGGAAACCGCUAUAAUGCCACAAAAAAUCUUUAUUUACAUUUAAUAUGAAUGCAUCAUUGUAUUUCCUAUUGAAUUUAUCUUUUGUUAUGAAUUGUUACAACACAUUAACGUACAAUUUUCCAGGCACAAACGCAUUUUCUGGCAAUUUAUAUUAAAAUAAAAAAUUAUGUAUUGAAAAUAAUGUAAAAA